This is a messenger RNA of Schizophyllum commune H4-8, 1113 nucleotides long. RefSeq lists its product as uncharacterized. Gene Ontology annotation, molecular function: 3-dehydrosphinganine reductase activity. The coding region runs from base 330 to 923 and encodes 197 amino acids. Gene Ontology annotation, cellular component: endoplasmic reticulum membrane. The record is from RefSeq and is a predicted model, not a curated record. The transcript has 6 exons. Gene Ontology annotation, biological process: sphingolipid biosynthetic process. NCBI's taxonomy places the organism in Eukaryota, Fungi, Basidiomycota, Agaricomycetes, Agaricales, Schizophyllaceae.
AGCACUGCUACGUGACCGGCGGCUCGCAGGGCCUGGGACUUGAGACGGCCAGAAUUCUUGUACAGAAGGGCGCCGACGUGACUAUCGUCGCUCGCGGUGUUGACAACCUCAAGGAGGCCGCUGCUGAGUUGGAGAAAUCGAAGCAACGUCCCGAGCAAAAGAUCCACUGGCUCUCACACUCCCUUACUUCCGCCAAAGAGUCAGAACAGGCUCUCGAUGAGGCUGCUGCAUUAUAUGGAGGGCGCUGCCCCGACGCGCUCUUCCUGUGUGCCGGCGCGUCCGCCCCACGCUUCUUUAUAGAGGAGACAGAAGAGACGCUACGCCAGUCCAUGGACAACGCGUACUGGAUUCAGGCAUGGACCGCACAUGCCGGCGUGAAGCGUAUGGUGCGAGAGAAAGUCAAGGGGAAGAUUGUCCUUGUGUCCUCUAUCCUCGGUUACUUUGGCAUGGUCGGCUACACUAGCUAUGCACCCGGCAAACACGCUCUCCGAGGCCUUGCGGAAGUCCUUCGCUCAGAGUUCGUGCUCUACGACAUCGCGAUACAUAUUUUCUUCCCCGGAACCAUUCUCUCACCGGGGUAUGAGCGCGAGAACGUCACGAAGCCCGCUAUAACGAAGAAGCUUGAGGAGACGGAUGAUGGCCUGUCGCCGGAGGCCUGCGCAAAAGGUCUCAUACAGGGCGUGGAAGCUGGACACUUCCACAUAACAUGCGACCUGCUCUCCAACAUCUUUCGCGCUUCUACGCGAGGGAACACCCCGCAGAACAACUUCAUCUUGGACCGUGUAUAUAGCUUCUUUGGAUUUGUUGGCUUGCCUAUUUGGCGGUGGACGGUCGACCGCGAAGUACGCGCACACAAGCCGGAACACAUGCAAUACGUAGCGGAGCAUCUGGGCGACGGCGCGAGUUCGUCGACAUCCAAGUGAUGCCUCCCGUCUCGGCGCGACGUGUAGACCUAGUGUACUCUUUGCCUAAUCCCAGCCACUACCGGAGUUUGCGCGUGGCUUCUGCCGCCCAUCCUAACUUCUUGACGGAAGCAACAGGCACUCGACGCAUACAAUGAUUGGAAGGAUGGAAGGAUUCAGACAACAAAGGGAUCGUAUACAGGUAAUCGGA